AUGGGACUGGGCCAAUCGCAGACUACCGAAUUGCUUGAGAAACUCAGGGGUCGACAGGCAGAUAUCAAAGAUAUCAUUAACACUGAAUCCAUCUUGUAUACAAUGCCCCUGCUCAACUUCCUCCACCGCAUCUACACCAGCAUCCGCCCACCAACCGCCCCAAAGCAGGAUGACGCGUUGCGCUUUGGUCUGCUGGGGGCGUCGAACAUCGCUCCCCUCGCGUUGAUUGCCCCUGCCAAGUCGCACCCCGAAGUCAUCGUCGCGGCCGUGGCUGCCAGAGACCGCAAGAAGGCGGAGGCAUACGCCAAGAAACACCAGAUCCCCAUCGUCCAUGACAGCUACCAGGCCCUGCUGGACGACCCCGCGAUUUCGUGCGUCUACAUCGCGCUGCCCAACUCGCUGCACUACGAAUGGGCCCUGCGCGCUCUCCGCGCCGGCAAGCAUGUCCUGCUCGAGAAGCCGUCCGUGUCGAAUGCCGUCGAGGCGCGCGCGCUGUUUGAGCAUCCGCUGGUGACCGCUCCCAACGCUCCGGUCCUGCUGGAGGCCUUCCACUACCGCUUCCACCCCGCCUGGCAGACCUUUCUCUCCCUGAUCCGGCGCGACCCGCUGGCGGGCCCGGUCGUCCGCGCCUCCGUCUAUCAGUAUGCGCCGAAGGGCUUCAUGCCGGAGGACGACAUUCGCUUCCAGUACGCGCUGGCUGGCGGCUGCAUGAUGGACUUUGGCACGUACAAUCUGUCCUGUCUGCGGCAGAUCCUCGACGACGCUCGUCCUGAGGUGCUGAGCGCAAGCUACCGGGGGAUGCCGCCGCCGAGGAAGAAGGGUCUGCAACCCGAACCCCAGAUCGACCAGGCCAUCACGGCCACCUACCGCAGUCGCUCUGGAGCAAUCGGGCACCUGGAGGCCGACCUGGCGACGGCGGGCGGGUUUCCAGCCUUCCUGCCCGCGUCGUGGACGAAGAACUGGCCGAGCAUAGGAUGGCCGAAAUGCGUCAUCGAGCUGGGCGAGAAGACAGUAGAUGAGUCCUCCUCCUCCUCUUCCACAGAAGGUACAUCGCACACGGUGCAGCGAACAGUGACGCUGUGGAAUCACCUACAGCCGACGUUCUACCACCGCAUCGACGUGCGCGACACGCACACGAUCCGCCAGGGUUCGCAGGUAGUCCGACGCUGGACGGAAUCGAAGCAGAUCAAGGCAUACGACUGGCCGGAGAAGCAUCCCGGUCGUAAUAAUAAUAGUGGGGCGGCCUGGUGGACGACGUACCGGUACCAGCUGGAGGAGUUUGUGCACCGCGUCAAAGGGCGCGCGGGCUCCAGGGUGUGGAUCGAUGGCGCGGACAGCAUUGCGCAGAUGGAGGUUAUUGAUCGGACGUACGAGAAGGCUGGGCUGGCUGUGAGGCCGACCAGUUCGUUUACUGUGUGA
Messenger RNA from Rasamsonia emersonii CBS 393.64, 1419 nucleotides. RefSeq names its product Dimeric dihydrodiol dehydrogenase. The transcript is spliced from 4 exons. Gene Ontology annotation, molecular function: nucleotide binding. The record is from RefSeq and is a predicted model, not a curated record. Lineage: Eukaryota; Fungi; Ascomycota; Eurotiomycetes; Eurotiales; Trichocomaceae. The coding region runs from base 1 to 1419 and encodes 472 amino acids.